Molecule: messenger RNA, 255 nt
Organism: Brenthis ino (lesser marbled fritillary)
Lineage: Eukaryota; Metazoa; Arthropoda; Insecta; Lepidoptera; Nymphalidae
Source: the annotation of a GenBank genome assembly
AUGAGGCGAGCUCGAGAGAGUUAUCAGUAUCAACCUAUACCUAAGGCUCCUACAGAUGAUGUUCUAGAACAUGAAAAUGAAAGAAUGGCUCAGGAGCUGAGCGGAAAAAUUACUACAUUAAAACACAUGUCAAUAGAAAUUGGCAAUGAAGUACGACUCCAAGACCAAAUUUUACGAGGACUUGAUGAUGACGUAGAUAGGAGUUCUGGAUUUCUUGGGAAAACUAUGGGAAGAGUCCUCAAGUCUUUAAAAUCA